Monosiga brevicollis MX1 is the source of this 16752-nucleotide messenger RNA. RefSeq lists its product as uncharacterized. The record is from RefSeq and is a predicted model, not a curated record. Lineage: Eukaryota; Choanoflagellata; Craspedida; Salpingoecidae. The coding region runs from base 1 to 16752 and encodes 5583 amino acids. Gene Ontology annotation, molecular function: dynein intermediate chain binding; minus-end-directed microtubule motor activity; dynein light intermediate chain binding. Gene Ontology annotation, biological process: cilium movement. The transcript is spliced from 41 exons. Gene Ontology annotation, cellular component: axoneme; dynein complex; motile cilium.
AUGGCGACCAUGAACUAUGAUCGAGUCACUGCGCAAAUGGACGGUCGCCAUUGGUGGCUCGUCUCCAAACUGCAAGAGUCGUUUGGGGAUGCGCUCAAGUCUGCGCAACUGGAAACCUUUCUCUGCCAACAGGAUACCCUCGAAUGCUUUCUGACUUUUACAGAGGAGAACAACGAGGAGCGCGCAGAUCUACCCUCAGGAGCCACCAAGCAUCGUACUUUGUUUGUAUGGCAAGAGCAAGGGCCUGCCCGUCGCUCAACUUUCAGAAACAGCGAUGACUACUCCUCCUGGAAAAACGGCUUCGACUCAGACCCAGAGACUGGCGCCAUUCACCAGGGCUCGGAUGGCGAUUCAGACUUUGCUCACAGUGAUGACGAAGGCAGCAGCGACGACGUCAUUCCCACCACAUCUGUUUCUCUGGCCACCGGCGUGAGCCAGUUUGAGUGCAGCAACACCGUUCCUGUUCAUUUCCAAGAUAAGUGUGUGUACUUUGUUCGCCGCAUGCGCGGUAGCCGUGUGGGCGCAUCAGCGAUGGACAUCGCAGGAGCUGCCACUUCGACUGGCGUGUCCUUCCAAGAUCGGCCCCCGCGAACUCGCGGCAAUGUUACCAUCAGCGCACCUGAAGAUGAGCAUCAACCAACGCCAGCUGACGCGCCUGAUGUAUCGACGCCAGUCAGCGCCUUAGGGCCACAGUCCCCUGGCGCCGGUGUUGAAACAGGCGGUGAAGCCGCUCCGGCAACCCCGGCAGCUGAAACGUCAGGUGGCUCAUUGCGUUCCAGUGCCUCUGUUGAUGUUACGGCAUUCACUGACAGUGUGUGCUGGGGAGAAAUCGAGCCCGAGCUUGGCCCUGAGAUCCAGGCCAGUUUCCUGACCUCGGUGCUACCUGCGAUCGCCGCGGCUGAUUGGAACUCGUGCAACGACGAUCAAGUCGGUGCUUUUAAAGUGUCAGUCGAUCGCAUGCUCAACGCCAUGCCAGAUGGGCUGGAUGUUGAAUCACGACUUGCGUUCCAACGCAAAGCUACGCUUCGCGUUUCGCACGAAACCCAGUUUGCUGAGCUGAGGCCUGGAGGCCGUGCAAUUCCCUUGGCUGCCGUCAACCUGGCAGAACAGCUCGUGGAUGAAUGGAUUUCUCUGGUCGAGGACUUGCUUGCCGAGGCAGCUCUUGAUCGUGAUGUGCGAUAUCAAAGUCUGCAGGGGGAGUUCGACUUUUGGACUCACCGCCUCACCCUUUUAGCCAGCAUCACAGACCAACUCAAGGGUUCUGUCUGUCAAAAUAUCAUCAACGUUCUCAUCUCGUCCCAAUCUCGAAUCGUGAAACGUUGGCGCGUGGUCGAUUCCGCCAUUACCGAUGCCAGCAAUGAAGCCCGUGAUAUUCUCAAAUUUCUUGAGAGUGCGGCCUCGAGCGUUCAUGCUAUGACCACCCUUCAGCCAGGUCUGGAGAGUGCACAGGCCGCCAUUGAUCAUUUGGUCAACACCGUCAAAGCUGGGAGCUCUUUGUUGCGGCAUCUCAAUUCGGGCAACUUUGCACAAGUGUUUUUCACUCGGCUCUCUGAUGAACUUGCCGAAGCGUGUCGCUUACUACUGAGCCGCACUGCCGAAAAUGACGGCGUGGCCAAGCGCCUUAAAAUUUUGAACGUCUUGCUCGCUGCAACUCGCGGCGUGCGCGAUCUUCCCAUCUGGUUGCAACGUUCGAGCAACGAGGAUUCAGCUCAGCUUCGUUUGGCCGCCUCGCCUAAAAUCAAGGAGGCCAUCGGACUCUGUCGACAGCUGAGCAAGUAUUGCGAUCGCUACGUCAAUACUUUCUUGCCCCUUCUCAGUCGCCGCUUGCAAGCCCUUGGCAAGCGCAAAUCUCAAGACUCAUUGGCAGAGCUGCGCAAGCCAAGUGGACGCACUCGUCUGCUUCCAGCUGGCAGCACUGGAGAAAGCGCCCGCACAACUCGAAGCGGCUCCACGAUCGACUUAUCUUUGGUCUCACCCAUGGUCUUUCACGACGUCAAUGCCCUCCGUGAUCGCCUGCAGGCACUGGAGGCCGCUUUGCAGUUGAGUCUGACCUACUCAGCGCUUGCUCGGGAGUGGCGCGCGUGCUCAGAAAUCGAGGUGCUGGAGCUGGCCGUGCAUCACGCUGAUCUUGUCGAGAACACCAUUGCAGCCCAUCGAGACUGCCUUGACAUUGUCUACGCUGAUGACAGCUUCUCUCGCGACGUGGCGACAAUCUGGGAGCAAACGCGCCACGUCGAGGAGCGACUCAAGCUCGAGCUUCCAACCUGGCUUGCCUCGAUCAACAACGCAAAAGAAGCCAUUGAACGCAUUCAACGCUUGCGGGCACUUGAACAUCGGGACGGGCUGCGCGUCUGCUUGUUGGAUCUCAAAACUCAUGCGUACGAGGCUUACUCUGAGGAGUUGCGUGAGCUCCAGACGGUCUACGAACGCGAAAAGAGCAACCCUCCGAUCCAGCGCAGUGCAGCGCCAGUCAUUGGUCACGUCCUCUGGGCUCGCCGGUUGCAAGACAAAAUGGCCGGCCCCAUGGCCUUUUUUGCGGCCAACCCCGACGUAUACCAGAGGGCUUCUCCCUCAGCUCAAACGCGCGAGCUGUUCGAGGCCCUCAACGGAACCCUCGUCGAAUACCAGCAGCGGUGGCUAAGUGAAUGGCGCUCUCAGCACACAGCUAUGGCCUCAGGCAUGUGCGCCACUUUGCUUGUUCAACACCCAACAUCCAACCGCCUUGUGGUCAACAUUGACCAGAAUGUCCUGACUCUCAUGGAGGAAGUGCGUGCCAUGUCACAAGCCGAUAUACAAGUUCCGGCUGCUAUGCACGCGCUGGUGACGCGUGCCAGCAAGUACAAGCAGUUUUCCGAUCAACUGACUGGCAUGUUGGACCGCUUUUACGCGCUUAAUAGCGCCAUUGACGAGCUGAUCAAGCCCCUGUUGCUGCCGCAGUACCACGCUGUUAUGCAGGCCAUGCGCCCCGGGCUUGUUUCGCUCACCUGGGAAGCCUCCAAUAUCGACGUGUUUGUGCGCGCCGUCUGUGACAAACUAGACGUUUUGGACACUGGUGUUCAACAGCUCCAGGACAAGCUGGCCUGCGUGAUCGAGCCCGAACUCAACGGAGUGGCUGCCUCCACCUUUGUACACUUUCCUCGCGGCGAGCAUAGUGCCGAGACAAUGCUGCACGGACGCGUUGAGCUUGUCAGCACGCAGGAUGUGACAACCAAACAUCGCCUGAGCAACGCUUUCGUGGCUCUGCAAGAGAUGCUGACCAGCGUUGAGCUGCUGCGCUCCGACUCAUUUGUUCAUGACAAUUCUUGGGAUGCCUCGCAACUCCUCAAACACAAGCUGAAGCUGAUCAACCUAAUUCAGAUCCGUGCGGAGCAGAGCUUGGAUUCGUGCAUCCGCCACACGCUCGAGGACUUGCUGCAAUGGAUGCAUAGUGAGCAACAUGAUUUCAGUCUUAUGGUGCUUGUGGAGAUGGCUGCGCCGCGCCUGACUGCCAAGCCUACCGGCCCACGCAUGGAGUCAUUUAUGGAUGAUAUCAUGGCUGACGCCGCAAGCGUUUAUAUGGAGAGCAUGCAGUUUGUACGCGAGGCGUCUGCUUCAGUGCGGUCGUCCAUGCGUGCACAGACGGCAUCCUUACGCGAGCACCUGUCACGCUUGAGUGUGCGCUCUGCCUCGGCCACCCGCCGUGAGCGCCAACAACUGGCAUCACGUACCAUGGCCGAACAGAUUGACGAGCUCCAUGACUUGGAGCGUGCGCUGGUUACCAUUCAUACAUCCACCCAAGACAUGGCGGCCUCGGAUGUCUUGCGUGGCGAUGGCCUAGUGACCUUGUCUCAUGAUGUGCGCCGUGCUUGGCGAGCCCUGUGGGCAGAGUGUCAAAAUGAACUAACCGCAUUGGAUAAUUCUCUACGCCUGUGGGGGCUGACUGAGCAGCCUUCCCGGUCUGAUUUAGCAGACACCUUGACUGUGUCAGCCCUGGUAAAUCCAGACUCAAGUCUUGAUCGAAUCAAACGAGUCGAAGAGAAGAUUGAAUCCUUGCCGGAUGCGCUGUUUACUUCUGGUCCACUGGUCCUCGACUGUCGGCCUAUUAAGUUUGCGCUUCGUUCCGAAUACAAUCAGUGGAAGGUGGCUGGCGCUGCCCGAUUGCACACGGAAGUUCGUGAGCAGCUGCAACAAGCCGAAGAGGCGGCCGUUCGGCUGCGAUCAAAACUUGAGCAAGAGGUGACCUCUCUGAUUGAUCUUCAAGGCAUGAUUGACGUUCUUCAAGCACAGGGCGAUGCAUUUGCGGAGGAGGUGAAUCUUGUGCCGAUCGAAGAAGCCUAUAAAAUCUUACACUUGAUCGGCCUCGAAUUAUCAGACGCUGAGGUGAAGCGUCUCAGUGACCUUCGCACGCAGCAAGCGAAUUUGGAUCAGCUGUCGCACCAGGUCCGAUACCACCUGACCAAGGAGCGUAAACCUGAGUUUGAGCGGCAGAUUGACGGACACGUCAAGACACUAAUGGUGGCAUCAAUCCACCUUCGCAAUAGCUUUGAUGCCAGUGGCCCUUUGGUGAAGGGGAUCAGCGCCGACGAGGCCCUGGUACGACUGCAACGUUUUGAGGAGCUCUAUGACAAGCUUGCAGAAGAACAACGGCUACUAGCGACUGUUCAAAAUUUGCUGAGCAUUCCGAUAACACAGUUUGCCGAACUGAACUUCAUUCGCAGCAAAAUUCAGCAAUUGUGGCGCCUGUACCACAUGUAUCAGACGUUUGUCAAGGACAACACGGCGCUGCUGGAAACACCUUGGCAAAAGGCAGAUCUCGAUGCAACCGAGACGCGCUUACAAGAGCUGGCACAGCAGCUGGAGCAGCUCCCGAGUGGUCUACGCCAGUGGGAAGCCUUUUCCCGAAUGGCUGAGACAAUCAAGCGCCAGCUUGAGUCAUUGCCGUUGUUGAAGCUCAUGGCCAAGCCCUUUAUCCGAGAUCGUCAUUGGCGCGAAAUUAUGCACAUUACAGGGACAACUUUCCCACUUGAGGGUCUUACCCUCAGUAAAGUGCUUAGUCUCCAACUCGUGGACUACGCUCACAAGAUUCAAGAGCUUGCGCGCCUUGCUGCCGCCGAGGCCGAUCUGGAGGAAGGAUUGGCUGCCAUCCAGUCCCUUUGGAAUGACAGCGCGUUUCCUUUCCAUGGCAAGCCUCCCAAGCUGGGCUUUUCGUUGGAACGCCAAGCUACACAGGGCAUGAUCGCCUCGGCUCAGGAUGCACUCAUGCGCCUAAACAGCAUGCUCACGUCGCCGAGUCUUGGGCCGCAUCGCAAUGAAAUCGUUUCGUGGCUGGCCAAGUUACGGGGCGUGUCCACCUUUCUGCAGCAGUGGCUUGAUGUUCAAGGCUUGACCCACGAGAUGAAGAUCAUGAUGGUGCAUGUCGUGAUGGAAGGUCCCCGGCAUCAGCUCAACCUGAUUGAGCGCGACUUUUUGAAGUUUGCGCAAACUGCGCGUGACGUGGGCAAUAUUAUGCAGUUUUGCUUUGGCAGCGAUGGUAGUUCGUCAAAGGCAAGCGCCCUACAAAGUCUGUUUGAACGCUUGGAGGGUUGUCGUCGCACUUUGGCAGACUAUCUCCAAGGCCGCCGCAACAAAUUUUUUCGCUUCUACUUUGCGUCGGACCCUAUUUUGCUGCGUGCGCUCAGCGAGACAACGCCAGCGUCGGAUGCCCACGAGCUCUCAGAUGCUUGGAGGGCAAUUCUACCCAUGUUUCAAGCCUUUUCGCUUGGCACAAGUGAUGAAAGCAAUCAAGACGGCCAUUGUCAAAUCAAGGGCGUCUAUAACGCCCAUGGAGAGCAACUCGAGCUCACCAGUCCUGUGCAAAUGGGUUUGCAGACAGACGUGUGGAUGACCCAGCUUUUAUCACAAGUUUCACGCGACGUGCGCCAGCGAAUCCAUGCGUUGUGUGGCAAGCUGCGUGCUCGACCGGCACAGGCAAUUACGCUCGCUUUUGAUUCCUUGCGUGUAGCUGGGCUUGACGCGAGUGGCGAUGAUCGACGCAACUCAGGCCCGGAGCAACGCGUGGCCACGCCCGUUGAUUUGCUUGAUGACGAGCCUGACCAUGGCGAAGCCUCACCACAGCUUCCCUCUGGGAACAACGGUCAGGAUUCGAGCGCACAGGGUGCAGCUGCAGCAGCUGCAGCAGCUGCAGCUCGGCAUUCCUUUUAUGCUCCCUUCAACGCGCUCCAGAGUCUUAAUUCGGAGCCGCUUCAAAUGACGUUGAUGGCACUUCGCCUGCAUUGGACCGCAUUGCUCGUCUGGGCGCUCGAGCUUAUGUCUGCCAAUCGCAACGGUUUGAAAAGUGCCAUGAGCGAGCUUUCCUCAUGGAUUCACAAAGUGACAUCCAGUAGCUUCUUUCGCAAACGUGGGCGCAAGACGGCACAACAAGUCUUCAAAAUGCAGGCUGUGCUCGUGUUGCUCACUCACUUUCGUGAGUUGACCAAUGACCUGGCCUCGGUGCGAUGCCGGGAUCUCAGCGAUUUCCAUUGGAUCAAGCAUCCACGCUGGUAUAUCGACCCAGAUCAUGAUCAAUUGGAGAUGCACGCGUUGCAGGCCACGCUGCCCUUUGCAGGAGACUUUCUUGGCAUGCCCAAGGCCAUUUUUCUUCAGCCCCUGAUGAUGAAAGGCCACGUGCUCUUGCUCAACGUUUUGCGCCAGGGCGGUGGGGUCAACGGCGCACCCAUCCCAGCCAUCAGCAGUAGUGGCGAACAGCCAUCGCAUGUUGUUGACCACUUGGGGGAGAUGCUGGGCCGUCAUGUCUACAAGAUCACGUGCACGCGCUCCAUGAACAGCACCAGCGUGGUGCGCUUGCUCAACGGCAUUUGCUUUUCUGAAGUUUGGGGCGUUUUGGACGACGUCGCCCAACUGCCGGAUCACGUGUUGGUGAUGGCUGUGGAGCAUUUGCGCCUCAUGCGCUUUCGCAUGCAAAACACCUUUCCAAUGGCUUCGUCUGGGCAGGAGGACGUGGAAGAGCCAGACUCACCUCGCAGUGGGCACUUGCAGAAGACGUCGGUUCAAGACAUUUUGAGCGGCUACACGGCUUAUCACGGGUGCCCGUUUGCUGUGUUUGCUACCUUCCAUGUGUCCAAUCCCCCGGACAAGAUUCCUCGCCAUCUUCGCGAUGCCUUUCGAGAUAUCAAGUGUAUACGGCCGGAUCCCAAGGCCAUCAUUCGCAUCUGCACCAUGGCUGCCGGCCUCUUUGCUCAUGCCGAGGACGUUGCCGAGGCCGCCACACAAGCCCUCUCGUUGUGUCAGGAUCUCUUUCAAAAUCGGUCUGAGCUGAGCUUUGGCUUUCGCGCCUGGCAAAAGAUCUUGCGUACCAUUCCAGAGGUUCUUGCACGCGUAGAGGCCAUUAAGAACGAGGAGCUUGCACUGAACGAAGCUCCGCGUCGCGGCUCGAACCUUGCAAGCGGCAGCGCCCACCAACGUGUGGGCUCAGUACUGGCCAACAAGGUCUCGAAUCCACGCCGACAUGGCACGCUAACGGCCGCAAAGCACACUCACCGCGUAGCAGCCGAUGAGGUGGAGCGCUUGGCCGUGGCUUGCGCGAUCUUUGAGUUUUAUCAAAGCGCUCUGGACUCUCGUGAUCAGCACACCAUUGCCGAAGUUGCAGAAACUGUGGCACCCAAGUUUCGCCUGUUGUAUCCGCGAUUGAAAAUGCCCGUGGGGCCCGCAAAUGAACACCUUUUGCGCAUGGCCAGUCUUCGAGGCUUAACAACGAAUGGCACGUGGCUCGCUACGGCACACGCUCUACACUCUGCCCUUCAAGCCAGUGCUGUAACCAUUGUGCUGGGCGAGCCGGGCGUUGGAAAAUCAACGCUGAUUGAAACUCUGAUCGGGUCGUAUGCUGGCGAUGAAACCGCGCAAUUCGGCAAGCCCCGCAUUCACCACGUCUAUCCCGUGUGCAUCGAUCACGCCCGCCUCUUUGGAGGCGUUCUGAACGAGGUGGACUGGGUCGACGGGUUGCUGACUGAUAUCGUUCGUCGGGCGCGAGAGGCAGGUGACGAAAGCACCUGCCACUGGAUUCACCUCGAUGGCAACUUGGAUGGCACAUGGGCUUCUAUUCUAAAUUGCUAUUUCCUUGGUGAUGAGGAGCCCACCAUGACGCUGGGUCUCGGGGAUAAGCUCACCGUGCCUCGCAACGUCAAGUGGAUUGUUGAGACCGCGGAUGCCGACUCGCCUCAUCUCCAGGAGCUCGUAGAGCACGCCCGUGUGGUGCGCGUCUCGUCAACUUGCUUCGAGGCCAUGCAUUUCCUGGAACCCUGGCUUGCCACGCGACGCUCCCAAGAGGCUGCCAUACUCCGGGAUCUGAUCAACAAGAUCUUUUUACCUAUGGUCGAAUAUCUUCAAGAAAAUCAGCCGCACGCUGUCAUCGCCGUAGCGCUCAGCACUCAAGUGCGCACCUUUUCUCAGUUGUUGACAGCUCUUUUGGCAAAUUCUGUGUCAGCUGCCAUGAUUCUACCCGAGGACAAUAUCGAGUGCUACGUCCUUUUUGCCACAACUUGGUCGCUGGGGGGCGGGCUGCACGAGACUGAGCGCGCUCCAUUUCACGAAGCCAUGAACAAGCUUUCCCUUCUCUUACCCGAUGAACAAUCGGGUCUGACCGUGUUUGAUUACAACAUCUCACCGCUUGCUGAUUGGGAGAGCUGGGCUGAGCUGGCCACAGAUCGCGAGUAUGAUCGGGCCAUGCAAGGCAACGAGCCCGAGCUCUUCUAUACACCAGAAGUCGUUUGUGGACACACACUCCUUAGCUUGCUAGAAGACACGGAAGCCAACGUCUUUGUUGUCGGACCCUACGGCUGUGGCAAGUCACAGACUGUCCAAGCCUUCCUGGAAAGUGGACUCAAGGAUGCAGCCGUCAACGCGUAUGCCGUCACGAGCAGCACAUUUGCGGGUCAUUUUCAGCGCUUCAUGUCACGCAACACGGUUCAACGGACCGGGCAAGUUUACGGUGCUGAAGGUGGCAAACCGUUCAUCAUAGCUGCGGAUGACCUCGACAGUUCGCGCACUCUUGGUGAAGACCACGCAGAGCUCAACGAGCUUUAUGAAACGCUGCGUCUGCUCCUGGAAACGGGCCAGUGCUUUCCGGCCACGCAACCACGCCGUGAUGCACUGGACCAUCCCGCGCGCUCCGAGGCCAGCGGCAACGUGCCAAAUAACAACGGUGGUGCAGCCGCCAAAGGCAUGGCGCAGGACAAGGAUCGUUUUGCCAGCGUGCGUUGGAUUGCCGACGUGCGCAUCAUUGCCACUGGCCAACCCCAAAUGGCGGGCACGGAAACAGUCGAUUCCUUUUCGCGCCUUGCCCGGCACUUCACGGUCAUAUAUCUUCCCAACAGCCAGCCUCAAUCAAAUCAGCGCAUCUUGGCAGCCUUGAUGGCAUCCAAUUUGCCGCAAGUUGCGCCUUCUGGCGUUAUGCGUGACACCGAGAGCGGGGACGCCGCUUCUGGGCACCAACAGCUCAUGGAGCGCGAUCAGCAUUACUUGCAAGUUCUGAUGGAGCUGGAUGAGCUGAGCCGCAUGCUAGUCCAGCUGGCCGACCGUUGGAAAGGCCAACUUGUGCCCAUCUCGCCCGACUCUUUUCACGUGGCGUGUACAUUUCGCUCGCAGGCUGCGAUUGCCAAGGGCAUGGCCCGCGCAGACCUUCUUACCCUAACACAAACGGAGCGGGUGGCCUUGUGGUAUGAAGAAUGUAUCGCCGUUUUAGCAGACCGCAUGACGCUGGCUGAGCACCACUCUCGGUUUAUGCAGCUCUUGCACGGCGUGCUUGCAGAUAGCGAAACGUUUGCUCCGCUCGUGCCCUUCCUCAACCGACCUUACACAGCGCCCUCUGUCAUCGAGGAGGACGUGGUGGCGCCGUUGGCGGACCAGUCCACCUAUGAUGCCGCCGCCGCCGCAACAGACGGCACCUCGCUUAGCAAUUACAAUUUGGUUCCCUUCCGCCGCGAUUAUUCGUGGGCCAUGGCCAACAGCGACCUUGAGGCUGCCAACUCACCGCUGGCUCACGUUCAGCAGCAGCUGAGUGCAGCAGGGCUGUGUGUGCUCGAUGUUUUUGAGCGCGUCAGUUUGGCGUAUGACCAGAUUCAUAUGUCUGCUGUAACGUUGCCGCUGACAACCUUCGUCGACGAGCUCUGGGGGGCGUGUUUUCCGCACGCUCCACCGCGUGCUGAUCUCGAGGCGUCAAUUCGAGCUGCACUCGACUCUCACGUGGAGACAGUGUCGCACCUUGACGCCGCCGAGCUCAACGCCACUGCAUCAGCCAUGGUUAGCUGGCCACCUGCCCAUUCUGAGGCGAGUGCCUGGCCGGACACGUUUAUUGACUUUGUCGAGGCAGAAGCAGUGGUACCAGUGAGCGCUGCAGGCGAGGAGCAUCGGCAAGGGUCCUGUCUGGCCUCCCGUUGGCCCAUUCUCAAGGGCCGCUUGCAACAAAUAUGUCAGGACAAGCUCGAGGAAACAGGGCAUCUGUGGUCAUUGGCUCCGCGCAUGUUGCAUCACAUCCAGCGCCUGCUGCGUGUCAUUAACAUGCCGCAGGGUCAUGCUGUGUUUGUGGCGCCCCCACUGGCACGAUUGACGGUGGCGAUUGAAUGUGCCGCCAUCGUCGCGCAAAGCGAGAUGCGUAAGAUGGCUUUUACCGAUCUUUCCGGCUUUCAUCGCGAAAUGCGCGCCCUGUACCGCAACUGCGGCACAAAGAACCAGCGCUGUGUGGCUGUUAUCGAGGGCAAUGUCUUGACGAAUGACAUCCUGGCCGAGAUCAACUCCUACAUCGCCGUGGGGUCCAUCGAUUCGCUGUUCUCCCUCGAAGAGGAACGAGCGCUCAUGGAGGGAUUCCAGGCCAACGCGUCCGAUGCAGCGCUCGAGUCACCUUCGACCCUCUUCAAACGGCGCCUGCGAAACAAUUUGCAUUUUGUCUUCUUAUUUGAAAAUUGGACCGGCCAGCUGGCCGAGUUUGCCCAAGCCUUCCCGACCUGGUUUGCCAACAGCUACAUUUGCAAUGUAACGCCACUCAAUGCCGUCACACACCGCCAGGAAUCAGUGGCCCUGCUCUUGCAUCACCCUUGCAUGCGGCAUAUGUCCGUCAGUGGUGUUCUACAGGCCGGCCAGCUUCUCGAAGAGGUUUGUGCCUCCGCAAGAUCGCUGGAUUUGGACGGUCUAGGAGACUACCAUGCCAAGCUCAUGGCGGCUCUGUCACACUCACGCUUGCUUGAACGCGUGGAGCGAUACGAUUUGCUGCACCUUCAUCGUUGCCUGCAAGCAUUUGUUCGCGUCUAUGAGCGGGAGCGAAUUUCCACCGAGGACCGGAAAGCCCAAUUGCAGGCUGUGAUUGACACCUGCGGGUCCACCGAUGCACGAAUCACCGCUUUGGAGCGAGAGCGGAAGGACAACGAGAUCUGCUUAGCCAAGUUGGCCAAGCAAAUUGAUGCAGUUUUGGGCGAGCUUGCCCACAGUGCGGCAGACGUGAUUGACGGCAUGGCAGAUGAUGGCUUUGAGAGCGACGACGAUGAGCACAUGCUCAAUACGUUCAUGAACAAGCGUCGCCAAACGCUGGUGGCACCGCACGGCGAAACCCACGGCAUGCUUGUGCGCAUGGCCCUGGACUCUGCUUUUCGACGUGUGGCAGACGCACAGGCGCGCCUCUCGCUGAAACGCAUUGACGCUGUUCGCACUUUGCCUAAUCCACCCGAGCAAAUCCGGCAUGUAGCGGACAUGCUCAUGAUCGCGCUGCGCCGCCCACUGCCCAGCGAUGCUGCGACGCGCCGCAACCAACGUACUUUUAUCGACAACUGGGCUCACACCGCCAAACAGCUACAAGAUCCGUUGUUGCUACCAGCCAUUCAAAAGUUUGACGUUCGCCAGAUGGAUCAGGAGCAAUAUGAAUUGCUCGAAACUUACGUACAGAAUGCCCACAUCUCUGAAACUCAAACUCGCCACGCGUCCAAGGAUGCAGCUGUGCUGUUGCAAUGGAUCAUGUCCAUGUUGGCCUAUCGCCGCGAAGUCGACAACGUGCGUGCGACAGCAUCUUCGCCGUUGCUGGCGACAGCCGAUCGCCAUUCCGAGGCUGUCAUCGAGACAGCCACGGAAGCCGCGAAUGACCAACCAAGUGCAAAGACACCGGCCCAUGCUUCAUCUGUGACGACGAAUUCGGCCCAGGAUCAGGGACUGCCGCCCUCUUCCUCCAUCGGCCAGGCUAGUCAUGACAAUGUGUCAGAUGCGGCCAACUCGGUUUCAGCAACAGGGGGAACGCACGAGUCAGAAUCACGGCCAUCCAGCGCCCUGGCUCAGACAGCAGUUCCAGCUGACGCCGAGGAGAAGGAGAAAGAGAAAACGCAACGGCGCUCGACCGAUGCUGCUACUCUGGCCUCUGAGGCCCUCUUGGCGGAUAGUAAUGUGGGUGGCUCGGGCUCUCGUCCAAGCUCGGCUGCGGCUCUACUCUCGCCUAAAACCGGCGAAGACUUGCUUCGGCAGUCGACAGAUAUUGCAGCAGCGCAAAAUCGCUACGCCCGCUUGGUGGGCGAACUGCAGGCGUACGAAGACAGUCAGACCAAGUUGGAGCAGUCGCUGCAGGCUGCUCGUCAGCAGCGUGCCAGCUUCAGUCCAUACAUUGAGGCCUGGCAAGCAGAACUGGAUAGUCUCAUUAUAGGCGGAGUCGUAUGCUUGCGUAACGCUCUUUUGAUUGCGGCCAGCGUGGCGCUCACUAGCCAGGCCAGUGAUGUUCAACGCCGCGUUGCCCGUGAGAGCUUUGUGCGCGUGACGGCUCACGUGGUGAAAGAUCGCCUCCGCUUCGAGUCUGCAACCGAACAGUUGCGACGCCAACCCCCAAGCCUCAUUCAGACGCUGCAGAGCUCUUCCAAGCUCUAUGGUGCUGAGGAUAGCCAUGUCACGCCUCCUCGUGCACGCCGCAGUAGCGAGGUGGCGGCGCGCACUACCCGUGGUCGCCGUAGCUCAUUGGUGGCUACUCUAGAAACGGCCCGUUUGCAACCCAUCAACCCUGGUCGAAGCAGCUCGCUCUCAAUGCCUGUGUUUGAUGAGGUUGCUGAGCGAGAGCAACAGAUGCUCGCACAUUUCCCAGUGGUUUUCGAUACCAUUUGUUUGCACGAGUACAUCACCGGGUUGGACAUUGACGUGGAGGAUGACCUUGGCCUACAUCAAGCGCUGCACUUCAACAGCGAAACGCUUCUUCAUUCGCGACUCAGCAUGACCUGGUUCCGACAUGAGUGGUGUAUGCUAUAUGAUCCUGCUGGCUUGGCAGUGAGCUGGUUGCAGCGUGAACUGCAGCAAGCACCGCGUUCGGCUGGUUAUGCUGACUAUCACCUGCGGCCGCAAUCGCUUCGGCUUGUCAAGUUUACCAGCCAGAACCUGCGCGCCGAGAUCAAACUGGCUUUGGGCAUGGGGAGCUUUGUGAUUAUGACCGAGAUUACUGAUUCUGCUUGGCGUGAUCCGGUUGUCUUAAGCUUGUUGCGGCGCCAGGAAAGCGAGACCUCGCAAGGUGGUCGCGCGCUGGUACUGGCGGGAGAGGUCGUCGAGUGGAACCCAGCCUUCAAGCUGGUCUUGGUGUGCCAAACGCCAGUGCCGGUGCCCCAGCAUCUACAGGAACACGUCCAUCAGGUCUCUCUUGUGCCGACAAUCACAGAAUGGCACCGUACCUUUUUCGCCCGGCUUGUUCUGUCCAAACUACCGGGGCUUCAUGCAGCCCUGAGCCAAAGCAUGGGGACACUGGCUAGCGAGACGAUUCGCGCCCACAAAUUGCGCCAGCGCUUGCUUCAGCUCUUGGCCACACCGGCCACUCAGGAGGCCGCUUCGCCAGUAGCCGCUCCAUCGGCACUCAGGAUGCCUGCGCCUUCUGGCGGAGCCGUAGAACUGAGUGGGCGGGUUCCACAAACUCUUGAAGAGUGGGCUGCGGAGAUUGUGGCAACGCAGCGCGAGUACUCGCUGCUGGCAGGGCGUGCCACGGCAACUCGGGCAGAGGCUGAAAAGCUCAUGUCCACCUUGGUCCAGUACGACACGGUGGCGCUCGAGGUGGCGUCACUUGCUCACGCUGCCUGCAUUGCACCUGCGUUGGACAGCACCUACUUGGUACCCGAUGUGCUCCUUAUGGCUUUUGACAGCGCCGUCCAAAAGGCCUUGUCUUCGGGCAACGUCAGCGGCGUGGAACUUGGAGGCGUCAUGGUGGGUGAGUUCUUUGGCCGCAUUCGCCCGCAGCUAAGCGAGGCCAAUUGCAAAGUCCUGGAAAUGGUCCUGGCGCUUCAGCUAGAAACACUCGGGCCGGCUCCUGAUGACAUCUCACUAGAGGAGUUUUAUCAGUGGCUACAGCGUCCUGACCCGCAGCUCGAGCACGACUGGCCCACUUUCGACGUUGGGCCUGCUGUGGAUAGCAAGGGGGGCAUCGUUCCCCUCGCAGACCUCAAAGCCCGCGUGGCCCAAGUAGAGGCGCGCAUUGUGUCUGCUACGGCUGAGGUGAGGGACACUGAAUGGCUCGCGCCCUUGGCCGACUUUGUUGAGCCCAUCGCACGCCACCGUGGCGAUUGGGUCACUUGGAAAGAUGGGCCAGUGCCGGAAACCAUGGCUCUGCCUUCUGGUCCCUCCUGGCUGCCCGGGCCGGGCACGCGACACUUCUUGAUGAUACUCGGCGCAUUGCGCCCAGAUCGCUUUGCGCAGGCCUGCGAUGUUUAUUCGCAACGCUACCUUCGUCUACGCUCGGACGUGCGCGCCAACAUCCGCAACAUUGUUGAGACGAUCACGGCAGCUGGCUCAGCCCACCCGACCGUAGUUCAAUGCGUUGAGCCACGCAGUACGGCUCGUGCUUUUGUGGCGCAAUGCGCUGAGGCCCCAGAGUAUGUGAUCAUGUCAGUGGGCGAGCAUGCCCAGCCCAAGGCGGUAUUGGCGCACCUGCGCAUGGCCAUGGCGCGCGGCUGGUGGCUCUUCUUGGCAGACAUCGAGAGUAACAUCAAUCUAGCCAUGACUUGCUUCCGUGUGGCGCGCGCAGCCAUGCGAACCCAGCGUCAUGAUCAAUUUCGGCUAUUCUUGCUGGUUACAGGCACGGCCCACCUGCCCGAGCCUCUCCUCACCUGCUGCACCAUGGUCUCUGCAGCAGCAGAGAGCACCCUGCGCCGCCGCUUGGCUCAGUACCUCUCCGACUUGCCACUACGCCUGGUGACCUGUUCGUCGCGGCCCGAGUGGUUGCAUUUGGUUCACAACAUUUGUCUCUGUCAUUUGGUCUUUCAGGGCCGCGCUCUCUUUGGCUCAAUCGGCUGGCGAUCGACCGUCGAGUUCCCGCAAAAUUACCUGGACGAGGCUCUGGACUUUGCUGCUGCGGUCUAUGCUUCCCAGAGCGGAGGCAGCCAGCGUAUGGUGGCGCUGCGCCACUACAUGGAGUUGCAGUACGGCAGUGCAUUGACCAAUCAGCACGAUCGACGCAUGCUAUCCACUCUGCUGUCCAUGUGGAUUAGUAACAGUGCUUGCAAGCCCGGCUAUGAAUUUUUCCGCACAGCUGCGCCACCUGGGUCUAAUGCAUUCCAGGGCUUGGAGUCGUACAAGAUGCCCAGUAUCAACCCUCGGCUCAAGUCACGGCAAGCACAGAUGCUAGAUUUGGCACGGCAAGUUGCCUCGUCACUGUCACUGGAUGACGCCGCAUUGUCAUCCAUCUGCCAGUUGUCCACCGCCGAGUCUGUGAAGGAGACGCCGUCAGAGAACGUGAGCUUUUUGCUACGCGAAGCGCUUCGUGUCUUGUUGCCCUGGCUAGACGAGUCGGGGCAAUCAGCAGCACGUUCAAAUCACCUGGCUCGCAACAUCUCGUCGGCAAACAUGCCAUCCCGCCUCAGCAAGCCGCGUCGCUCGUCCAUGACCAUGGCCUCGGUGAAGCGUACCACAGCCAGGGCGCGAGGACGCGAUCGCUCAGAACGACAGCCUCUGGUCGUUCACGAAGACCGUUUGCUGCCGGUCGAGGUUGUCCGCGUCAUGUCCUUGCUUCCUUCUGAGGCCUCCUUGGUCAAGACGCUGCGCAAGCUCUCGUCUGCAAACUUCAAUCCAGCCGCUAACCGAUGCUUCCAGAUACAGUUGGAGAGCGUCUUGCGUAGUGUUCGCCGUAUAUUUAGGGACAUGCAGGCGCUGGAGUGCCUCGUGCGGGGCGUCUUUGCCAAGUCUCCGUAUUUGGUGGAGAUUCUGCGCUGCAUUGCAGACAACCGGGUGCCCCCCAGCUGGGAGGGCCUGGCUAGCCCACAGCACGCUACAAUCCUCAUUCGUUCUGAGCAAGAGUGUUACACGGGGCGCAGCCGGGAACUCAUACACACUACGCGUCUGGCAUCCGUGCUUGCUGCGCUCAAGAUCAAGUCGGUCCUGAGCAACGGAGAAGGGACGCGGUUUUCUGCGGAAGCUACAACCCGUGAGCGCGAGCAUCUGCGCGAGCCACCCACUGAGGGCAUGUUUGUUCACGGAGUUACUUUGUAUGGGUGCUACUGGGAUAAUCCACCUGGCGAAGUGCGCGAGCACCCUCUUUUUGUGGCGACCCCCUUGCCUGUGAUCCAUGUGCACUACUCUUUGCCCAAGCCACCGGAUGAGGGUCGCACGCGUCGUGUCGCGAGGGCCGAUGACUUGCGGAAGAAGGGCCCUUUGCAAUUGCCGUUGCUUCGCGGCCUCAGCCACUCGUAUGGAGAUGACAACGAGUUGUUUGAGGUGACCUUCACCAGUGAUGCCUUUGAGAGCAGCAAUCAGCUGGUGUUGCGUGGAUGCUGUGUGACCAUGGACGAAUAG